This is a messenger RNA of Populus euphratica (Euphrates poplar), 4029 nucleotides long. Its product is annotated as lysine-specific demethylase JMJ25-like. Gene Ontology annotation, cellular component: histone deacetylase complex; chromatin. Gene Ontology annotation, biological process: regulation of transcription by RNA polymerase II. Gene Ontology annotation, molecular function: chromatin DNA binding; histone H3K9 demethylase activity; transcription coregulator activity. Lineage: Eukaryota; Viridiplantae; Streptophyta; Magnoliopsida; Malpighiales; Salicaceae. The record is from RefSeq and is a predicted model, not a curated record. The transcript is spliced from 14 exons. The coding region runs from base 156 to 3719 and encodes 1187 amino acids.
UUCUUUUUCUUAAAAACAAGAAAAACAAAAAUGCUUAAAAAAAAUCCCAGUUUCUCCUUAUAAAAGGAAAACAGACCCUGUGUCCAUCCACUGUAAAAAUAAAACCGAAAAAGUCUCCUUUUAUCCUCUGCUAAUAAAAGCUUCAAUCUUUUGUGAUGGCGAGAGUGAGGAAGCGGCAGAAACCGGCGCAAUCGGAGGCGGGGUUGGUGGAGGAAGCGGUGGAGAAUGGUGGGUCAGAGGAGGGGGUUAAGGGGAAUGUGGGGUUAGAUCAAAGUAGUGAAAUUGGUGAAGGGAAAGUAGAGGAACGUCGUGAUAUUGAUAAAGGAAACGGGGCCUCAAAGAUGGGAAAUAGGAAGAGGAAGGUAAAGAAGAGGGAGAUUGGAGCUGUUGAAGAGGAAAGGGAAGGUAGUGGUGUGGAGAAAGAGGAAGAAGGUGAUUUGAAGGAGGCUGUGAGAAGGGGUAGGAAAAAAAGGAAGGGAAAGAAGAAAGAGAGUGAUCGUGAGGAGGAGAAGGUGGAAGAAGAGAAUGUGGAGAAUGACGAAAAGGGGUUUUCUUCAGCUGUUGAGAGGAAGCAAAGGGUGGACUUUGUUGGGAAUGAAGGAGAGAAAGAGGUGGAGAGUGGGGACGAAGAUGAAUUAGGUGAGAAAAUUGAAGUGGAUUUCGUCAAGAAGGAAGAGAGAGGGGUUGAUGGAAAGAUGUAUGGGAAGUCUAGGAAGGUACAACAGGAGGUGGAUGCCGAGGAAGGAGAGAAAGAGGUUGAAAAUGGUAAAGAAGGAAAAUUGGACGGGAGAAGGGAAGAAAAAGGGGCAGAGAAGAGGGGGCGGGAGGGAGGUAAAUUCAGUGUGGAUAACGAGGAAAGGAAAGAGAUUGGAGAACUGGGUGUUGGAGGAAAGGAGAAGGUGAGAUUUGUUAAGAAUGAGGAGGACAGCGAGGGGGUUAAGGAAAGUGAAGGGGCUGUUGCUAGAGAGAAUAAGGGCGGGAAGAAGGAAAGUGAAUCGGGUAAUGAGGAGGUGGAGAGCGAGGUAGGUAAGGACAAUGGUGGUGAUGUGGAAGAGAAUGGCGGUUCAUUAAAGAAGAGGCCGAGGAGAACUGAUAAAAAGGUAAACUAUGCUGAGCUUGAUGCUGCAUUAGAUGAGGCAGUGCUUGGGGAGAAGCGCAGGAAGAGGAAGAAGAAUGGAGUCUCAGAGAGUGAUGGAUUGGAAAGUGUGCAAAAUAGUAAAAAUGGUGAUGCCAAUCGUGGAAAAAAGAAAGUUAGUCGAAAAGGAAAAAAGAAUCAGGAGGAGGAGAAUAUCGAGGGAGAAGAAGAGAAGGAAGAAAGUGGCGAAGGAGAUUGUUUGAUGAUGAGCUCUGAAACAGGUUAUGGGCUCAGGACUCGGAAAGAGCAAGUGGAUCAGGGAAGCAAAUCCAGGCGUGAUAAUGAGUUUAUUGAGAAUGUGUGUUUAAUGUGUCAUCAAUGCCAGAGAAAUGAUAAGGGCCGUGUUGUUCGGUGUCUGAAAUGUAAAAGGAAGCGCUAUUGCAUACCAUGCUUGACGAAAUGGUAUCCUAAGAUGACAGAGGAUGAAAUUGCCAAUGCUUGUCCUGUCUGUCUUGGAAAUUGCAACUGUAAAUCUUGUUUGCGCCUGGAUGCGCCGAUGAAGGAACUGAAAAAUUUAAAACUGGAAGUAAGCAAAGAAGAACAAGUGCGAUACUCUGAGUUUUUACUUUGUGCGCUUCUUCCGUUUCUGAAGCAGUUAGAUGAAGAACAAAUGAUGGAGAGAGAGAUUGAGGCCAAGAGAAAAGGUGUACCACUUGCGGACUUACAAAUAGAGAAUGCUAAAUGCCCUGCAGAUGAGCGCAUGUUCUGUGAUAAUUGCAGAACUUCUAUUUUUGAUUAUCACAGAAGUUGCUCAAAUUGCUCUUCUGACCUUUGUCUUGCCUGUUGUCGAGAGAUCCGUGCUGGACACUUGCAAGGUGGUGGGCCGGAUGUGCUUAUGGAAUAUAUUAACAGAGGAUUUGAAUAUUUGCAUGGAGGGAAAGGCAAACCACAGGUUGAAUCACAAGUUAAGUUACCUCAAAAGAAUGAAUCUGAGGAUUUUAUGGGGCCAAAGUCCGGAUGGAAAGCAAAUGAAGAUGGAAGCAUUCAUUGUGCUUGUGAUAGUGGCAAUUUAGAACUAAAAUGUUUGUUCCCAAACAAAAAAGUCAAUUUUGCGGUUUCAGUGUCAGAGUUGGUAAAGAAAGUUGAAGAAAUGUCCAAAAAAUGGGAAACUGACUCUGCUAAUGCUCCUGAUGAACAAUGUGCUUGUUUUAAUUCCAUUGGUGAUCUUGAUAUCAGUAAUGGUAACAGGUUAUUAAAAGCAGCAUGCCGAGAAGAUUCUGAUGAUAACUAUUUAUUCUAUCCAAUAGCCAAAGAUAUCACAGAGGAUGAUUUGAAGCAUUUUCAGUUUCAUUGGAAGAGAGCCGAGCCUGUGAUUGUUCGCAAUGUGCUUGAAACUGCAUCUGGUUUGAGUUGGGAGCCAAUGGUCAUGUGGCGUGCCUUCCGCCAGAUCAAAAAUGAGAAACAUGACACACUUUUGGAUGUAAAGGCAAUUGAGUGUCUGGAUUACUGUGAGGUCGAUAUUAAUGUCCAUCAAUUCUUCAUUGGUUACACAGGGGGAAGGUUUGAUGGUAAAAAUUGGCCUCAGAUACUGAAGCUGAAAGACUGGCCCCCAUCUAAAACAUUUGGUGAAAGUCUUCCACGACAUGAUGCUGAAUUUAUCUGUUGUUUGCCCUUUAAGGAGUAUACACAUCCACGCAGUGGACCUUUAAACCUUGCUAUCAGAUUGCCUAAGAAUUCUUUGAAGCCUGAUAUGGGGCCAAAGACAUAUAUUGCCUAUGGAUAUCCUGAAGAGCUUGGGCGUGGAGAUUCGGUAACUAAGCUUCACUGUGACAUGUCUGAUGCGGUAAACGUCUUGACGCAUACUGCUGAUGUGUCCAAUAAAACUCAUUAUACUGAAAUACAAAAGUUGAAGCUAAAGCACUUUGAACAAGACCAAAGAGAGCUUUUUGGAAAAAAUCAGAAUAUGGAUGGAGUUGAUAAAAGAGAGCUUUUUGGGAAUAGUCAGAAUGCGGAUGAAAUUGAUAACAUGCAUGGUGUUGAUUCUGGGAAAUGUAAUGAGGAGGUUCAAAGCAGAAGUAGCGGGGAUGGACCUAUAAAGUGUGGAAAUGAGUCAGAAUGGAUGGAUGCUUUGGAUGGAGGUGCUGUUUGGGACAUUUUCCGGAGAGAAGAUGUUCCUAAGUUGCAGGAGUAUCUCAACAAGCACUUCAAGGAAUUUAGGCAUAUCCACUGUAGCCCAUUACCAAAGGUGGUUCACCCCAUUCAUGACCAGACAUUUUUUUUGACUCUAGAGCACAAGAGGAAGCUAAAAGAGGAAUAUGGAAUUGAACCAUGGACAUUUGUCCAGAAACUUGGAGAUGCUGUCUUCAUUCCUGCAGGCUGUCCUCAUCAAGUGAGAAACUUGAAGUCUUGCAUUAAGGUAGCAAUGGACUUUGUCUCACCUGAAAAUGUAGGUGAGUGCAUACGUCUGACAGAGGAAUUCCGUUUGCUUCCUCCAAAUCAUCGGGCUAAAGAAGACAAGUUGGAGAUAAAGAAAAUGUAUCUUCAUGCUGCUAGAUGGGCUCUUAAUGUUUUAACAAAUGGUGGAGAAAUGGACGAACCUGAGAAGGUCAAGAAAGAGCAAGCUAGGAGCAAGAAGAGGUCAUAGGCAGGGCCAUCUCCAGUCCUGCAUCAUAGUGAACACCUUAAAGCAGGAGUUUUUGGUUAACGUUUUACUCAUGCUUCGGGCACAUAUGGUAGCCACUGUAAAAAUUUCCCCUGUUCAUAAGCAGAUGUAAACUUUCAUUUGGCUUAGCUAGCUGCUAAUCAAACAUGAGUAUUGUUGAAACUGUUCCUGAAUGAGAUUGGUACACAGGAAGAUGCACAAGCUUCAAUGCUGCAGAAUCUUUUUGGCUAGCACAGUAUUUAUUGUGCAUGUUUGUAAUUAAUUAUAAAUGUUUAGAUAUAAUCACUAGUAA